Molecule: messenger RNA, 1617 nt
Organism: Tupaia belangeri chinensis (Chinese tree shrew)
Lineage: Eukaryota; Metazoa; Chordata; Mammalia; Scandentia; Tupaiidae
Gene: SCCPDH
Product: saccharopine dehydrogenase (putative)
Biological process (GO): glycolipid biosynthetic process
Cellular component (GO): plasma membrane; mitochondrion; lipid droplet
Source: RefSeq, a predicted model, not a curated record
GAAGACCGACACUAUCGUCUGAAGUUGGAAUAAUAAUAUGUGAUACUACUAAUCCAGCCUCCCUUGAUGAAAUGGCUAAACAGGCGACAGUUGUCCUCAACUGCGUGGGACCAUAUCGACAUUAUGGAGAACCUGUAGUAAAAGCAUGUAUUGAAAAUGGAACCAGCUGUAUCGACAUCUGUGGAGAACCCCAGUUUCUAGAGCUAAUGUAUUGGAAGUAUCAUGAGCAAGCUGCAGAAAAAGGGGUUUAUAUCAUUGGAAGCAGUGGCUUUGACUCCAUUCCAGCAGAUCUGGGAGUAAUCUACACCAGAAAUAAAAUGAAUGGUACUUUAACUGCUGUGGAAAGUUUCCUGACUGUAAAUUCAGGACCUGAGGGGUUGUGUAUUCACGAUGGGACCUGGAAGUCAGCAGUUUACGGUUUUGGAGAUCAGAGAAAUUUGAGAAAACUACGAAAUGAGUCACAUCCAAAACCUAUCCCAUUCGUUGGUCCAAAAUUAAAAAGAAGGUGGCCAGUUUCUUACUGUAGAGAACUCAAAAGUUAUUCUAUCCCUUUCUUGGGAGCUGACGUGUCUGUUGUGAGGCGGACUCAGCGAUACUUGCAUGAAAAUUUAGGGGAAUCACCAGUUCAGUAUACUGCGUACGUGACUGUGGGAGGCAUUACCUCUGUGAUUAAGCUGAUGUUUGCAGGACUUUUCUUUUUAUUCUUCGUGAAGUUUGGCAUUGGAAGGCAGCUUCUCAUUAAAUUCCCGUGGCUCUUCUCCUUUGGUUAUUUUUCAAAACAAGGUCCAACACAGAAACAGAUUGAUGCCUCAUCAUUUACAUUGACAUUCUUCGGCCAAGGAUAUAGCCAUGGCCUUAGUGUUGAUAAGAACAAACCAAAUAUCAGAAUCUGUACACAGGUGAAAGGACCAGAGGCUGGUUAUGUGGCCACCCCCAUAGCCAUGGUUCAGGCAGCCAUGACUCUCCUAAAUGAUGCCUCUGAUCUUCCUAAGGCGGGCGGGGUCUUCACACCUGGAGCAGCUUUCUCCAGAACGAAGCUGAUUGACAGACUCAACCAACGGGGCAUUGAAUUCAGUGUCAUUAGCAGCUCUGAAGUCUAAACAUUUGAAGAAUUAUCUAAAAUUAUACAAAGCAUGAAUUAACAGCUUCUGUAUUUGAUAUUUGAAAUUCUUCUGUAAGCUUAUCUGAUUAUAAGUGAAAGAGAUUGUCAAAUCUACAAUAUCUACACAUUAAACAAAGGAAAUUGUAUAGCUUACCCUAAGUUUCAUAUCUCAAUAGAUUGUGUGACUUUAUUGCUAAUAUUUGACUGACUUUUUCAUUGAAGUUUUCUUUAUAAAUGAGUGGCAGGUCGAUGGUGGCAGAGGUAUCUCUAUUUGUGUUGCUAACAGCAUUCGUCAAAGAGCGUGUCUGGACCAGUGUUCCGGUAGGGCAGUCACUGCUGCCUUCCUUGCCAUGUAGUGAGUGGAAUAUCACCUUCCAGUGAGUUCUCUACAUACUGGGUGAGCCUUUGCUAAAUGAGACUGCACUUUUUGCUAUUUUAGCCUCUUUUUCACCCAUCUACGCUGACUGAUUUUUAGACAGUUACAUAAGUUAAAUAAUAAAGGUUUGUCAAUUGAA